AUGGAUUGGGACGUGGAGAUGGAAGACACGCCUCAGAUGGGCAGGGACCAUUCUAACUACCACGACGAGAUUCGUCCGACCUCCGCCCCUACCCAGGAACAAGUGGCGUCAACUGGCUUACAGCAGCAAGAACACGCCGAGAUCGAUGACAACGUCUUAGUCCCAACUAAGGUUCAUAUUCGCGGCCUCGAUGUCUUGACCACCGAGGACAUCAAGUCAUAUCUUUCGGAGCAUUUUGGCCCCGCCGAUAGGAUCGAAUGGAUCAAUGACACAUCUGCGAAUCUCGUAUUCAAUUCUACGUCUACAGCCCAGGAUGCUCUGGCUUCCUUAAGCGCCAUCGAGAUAGCAGAUCCCACUCAACUCCCCAUUCUUGAAUGCGUCCCGGCCAAGUCCUACACUGCAAAGCCGGAGGUCGAACUGCAAGUUCGCUUUGCCCUCUCAUCCGACAAAAAGAAAGCCGGGGCAUCAUCUAGGAGCCGAUUCUAUCUGCUCCAUCCUGAAUAUGAUCCCGAGGAACGCUUCCGACGUGAGCACACCAACCGAGCAAAAUAUCGCGACCGUGACGGCGCAAGCGGUAGGCGCCGCCGGGACAUGGAGAGGCGGAGAUUAUCCCAAGAAGAUAUCAUCUUCGACGAAAGCUUUUACGAUGACAAAGAACCCGAAGAGACCACUCGUCCCUCUCAUGGACGUAGCCAAACCAAGGAACUUUUCCCCGGGCGGCGCCGCGGGGAUCGCCUCCGUUCCAGGUCAGCGUCACCGUCCAUUGCGGAUGAUCGGUCAAAUCGCAACAGGGCGAGGGCGCUGCAAGUCAAGCAGCAGCUCAUCACAAGGGAGGAUCGCAGAGAACUCUUCCCUUCGAAGAUUUCGACGUCGAGUACCAAACUAGCCCAGUUAGACCAACUCGAGGCCGCUACAAAGGCUACAUCACUCGACAAUACAGCCGCGGACCAUUCGUUGCACAUCCGAGGGAUCGCCUCUCAGGGAGGCCCUUCCGCUGGCUUCACCAUUAAGGGAACUUCAACAGUCAAGGUCAAGGAACUCUUUCCGAACAAAUUCGAUGGCGGUGUUGGCAACGAUCUCUUUGCGGAUAAACUCGAAGGUAGAAAUCGACGGCGGCAAAAGGCUGAGGACUUGUUUCACUGA
Molecule: messenger RNA, 1143 nt
Organism: Scedosporium apiospermum
Lineage: Eukaryota; Fungi; Ascomycota; Sordariomycetes; Microascales; Microascaceae
Exons: 2
Coding region: 1-1143 (380 amino acids)
Cellular component (GO): nucleus; cytosol
Molecular function (GO): mRNA binding; RNA 7-methylguanosine cap binding
Source: RefSeq, a predicted model, not a curated record